Molecule: messenger RNA, 1672 nt
Organism: Drosophila ananassae
Lineage: Eukaryota; Metazoa; Arthropoda; Insecta; Diptera; Drosophilidae
Product: phosphoribosylformylglycinamidine cyclo-ligase-like
Exons: 2
Coding region: 362-1399 (345 amino acids)
Biological process (GO): adenine biosynthetic process; 'de novo' IMP biosynthetic process
Cellular component (GO): cytosol
Molecular function (GO): phosphoribosylamine-glycine ligase activity; phosphoribosylformylglycinamidine cyclo-ligase activity
Source: RefSeq, a predicted model, not a curated record
AGUAUACGUCUAUUUUCCACGUAAGCUUUACUUUUUUUUUAAUAAAUAAUUUUCGAUAUUAGAUUUGGUCUUAUCAAAGCUAUAAUUAUCCAUUGAAGAAGAAUAUGCCUGCUUCAUAACUUUAUGUUUAUAUAUUAAAUCAUCGGAGCUUUCUUUAAGAAACAACAACGCUUCCUUCUGCGCAUCAGCAUCAUUCUUAUCUAUUACUUCAAGCUCUUCUACGCCAAACGUUAUUCCAUUCAUAGAGUUAGCAAAGUCAUGAAGCAGCCGUCCUGAUAGCAGUUCCGUUAUUAACAGUAUGUUUUUGGUAUUUUCGUUCAUUGGAUAAUUAUAAAUGAUUUAAGUUACCCUAUAUUGGAUUAUGAAUACUUAUACCAGAUCAGGAAUAGAUAUUGAACUAUAUAAUAAGUUAAUAAAAGAAGUCAAGCCUAUUGCUCAAGAAACUACUAGAGAAGAAGUAAUCAGCGAAAUAGGUUCAUUUUCUGCGUUAUUUGAUUUUGCUGCACUAAGUAAGAAGUAUGACCAUCCAGUACUCGUUUCCUCAACUGAUGGAGUAGGUACGAAACUGUUGAUAGCUCAAGAAGUGAAUAAACAUGAUACUAUAGGUAUAGAUUUAGUUGCAAUGUGUGUAAAUGACUUACUUGCACAAGGAGCAACGCCUUUGUUUUUCCUUGAUUACUUUGCAACAGGCGUUUUGACCAAAGAUGUUUUAUUAUCUGUGGUUAAGGGCAUUGCAGAGGGGUGCAAGCAAGCUAAAAUAGCAUUGGUUGGUGGGGAAACUGCAGAAAUGCCUGGAAUGUAUGGUAAUAAUCACUAUGACCUUGCAGGGUUUGUGGUUGGUGUAGUUGAUCGAAAGCAAAUUCUUCCAAACUGUAGUAUGAUGAAAGCAGGUGAUUAUAUAGUUGGCUUAGAGUCAAGUGGAAUUCACUCAAAUGGGUUUUCUUUAGUGCGCCAUGUUUUCAAAAGCUUAGGUAUAAAUUAUAACGAUACAUCUCUAUGGAAUAAUAAAUCUUGGAGUGUAAUACUACUUGAACCAACAAAAAUAUAUGUUGAUUCUUUGCUGCCUAUCAUGUCACAAGUAAAAGGUAUUGCGCACAUCACGGGUGGUGGUUUGGUAGACAAUAUUCCGCGAAUUCUUCCAAAAAACUUAUUUGCAAACAUAGACAUUAAUUCCUGGAAAUGGCCAGAUAUAUUUUUAUGGCUAACAAAGGAGGGUAAAAUAGAGAAGAAAGAAAUGCUAAAAACAUUUAAUUGUGGUAUUGGUAUGGUAUUGAUCGUAAGUUCUGAGAAUAUGCAAAACGUGAAAAAUCAUUUCCAAAAACGUGGAGAAAAAAUUGAAAUUAUUGGAAAACUUGAUGAGGCAUGUAACCCUCCACUUGAUAGAGUAGUAUUUAGUUAACCUAACUUUACUGACAGUCUUUUUGCAACUUCUAGGUAUGCUUCCUUUAAAUCUCCUAAAUUCAAACGAAAGACAUCUUUAUCUAGCUUUUUAUAAGUAUUUUUAUCCCAUAAUCUGCAGUUAUCAGGGCUAAUUUCAUCAGCUAAAACGAUUUUAGUACUGUCAUUUAUUAAUCUGCCAAAUUCUAACUUGAGAUCAACUAAAUAUAUACUUGCAUUUGAAAAUAGGUGAACUAAUAUUUCGUUGAUUUUUAAAGUUGUAGUUUUAACUUCA